AUGGCUCGCUACGUGUUGUUCUUUGCUUUAUCCUUCACGCUCGCGUGGUGUUUCCAAACUGCGUCGGCUCGCUUCGUCGUCGAGUCGCACAGCCUGAUUAUCAAUUCCCCAGACAAGAUCCGCGGCGAGUAUCUCAGCGCCAUAGCUAAUUUCGGUAUCCCGCAGUACGGCGGCUCGCUGCAGGGCUCGGUGGUGUACCCAGCGAAAUCGAACGACAUGUGCAAGCCGUACAAGGGGAACGAUCUCGCGACAAAGGCCGGCGGCAUGCCAAAUAUCGUCCUCGUUGACCGCGGAGGUUGCUAUUUCACAGACAAGGUGUACAACGCGCAGGAGGCGGGCGCGUCCGCCGUGAUCGUUGCGGACGACAAGGACGAGAAUCUCCUCACCAUGGAUACUCCCGAGGACGAUCCCGACGCGGCGCGCAUGGUCGACAAGAUCACGAUUCCCUCGGCGCUGGUCCAGAAAUCGACGGCGGAUCUGAUUAAGAAGGGGCUCAAGAGCGGCCCCGUGAUGGUUUCGCUGGACUGGCGGGAAGCGCUGCCGCAUCCGGACGAGCGCGUGGAGUACGAGUUUUGGACCAAUAGCAACGACGAGUGCGGGCCGAAGUGCGAUGACCAGGCGGAGUUUCUAGACGCGUUUAAGGGCUACGCGAUAAUGUUAGAGCAGGGCGGGUACACGCUGUUCACGCCGCAUUACAUCACCUGGUACUGUCCGGAGGCGUAUCUGGAGAGCCGGCAGUGCAAGACGCAGUGUAUUAACGCUGGGAGGUACUGCGCGCCGGAUCCCGAGGAGGAUUUCGACGUGGGGUAUGACGGGAAGGACGUGGUGGCGGAGAAUCUGAGGCAGCUGUGCGUGCACCGCGUGGCGAACGACACGCACGGGUCGUGGCUGUGGUGGGACUAUGUGACGGAUUUUAAGAAGCGGUGCCGCAUGGCGGAUAAGACGUACGGGCCGGAGUGCGCGGAGAGCAUCAUCACUGCGCUUGGGCUGGACGUGGCGAAGGUGCGCGAGUGCAUGGGCGAUCCCACCAAAGACCAGGACAACCCCGUGCUCAAGGCGGAGCAGGAGGCGCAGAUUGGCACGGGCGACCGUGGCGACGUGACUAUCCUGCCCACCGUGAUUAUCAACAACAAGCAGUACCGCGGCAAGCUGGACUCCAAGGCGGUGCUGAAAGCCGUCUGCUCGGGCUUUAAGGAGACCACCGACCCUCCUGUGUGCCUUGGAGCAGAUGUGCAGACGAACGAGUGCUUGUCGAAUAAUGGUGGCUGCUGGCAGGGCUACAACCUCACUGCAUGCAAGGACACCUUCCGAGGGCGCGUGUGUGAGUGCCCCAAGGACCCGCAGACUGGCGUGUACCUGUCGGGCGAUGGCUACACCAAGUGCGAACCCACUGGAGUGGGUCGCUGUCUUGUCAACAACGGCGGCUGCUGGCAAGGGGCUGGGGAUGGCCAAACCUUCACUGCCUGCCAGGACAGCUCGUCGACCCAGUGUGUGUGCCCGCCGGGGUUCAGGGGCGACGGGUACAAGUGUGAGGACAUAGACGAGUGCUCGGAGCACUACGCGUGCAGCUGCGUGGACUGCCAUUGCAAGAACACGUUUGGCUCAUACGAGUGCUCGUGCUACAACGGGCUGGUUUACCUCAAAGACUCGGACACGUGCAUCAGCAAGGAGGGAGGCACGCCUCCCACGAGGCUGUGGGGAAUGGUGGCGGGCAUCGUGUUGGGCUCACUCGUUAUUGUAGCGAUCGUGGCUUAUAUCGUGUACAAGUACCGUCUCAGGUCGUACAUGGAUUCGGAGAUUCGAGCUAUCAUGGCGCAGUACAUGCCGCUGGACAGCCAGAACGACCAGCAGGUGGCACGACAGCCCAUGCUCAACAACGAUGAUGAGUUCUCCGCCGUGAAUCCCGAGAAGGCUGCAUGGCUUAGCGCGCAUCGCGCUGGAGGUUGUCUCGAGGGAGCUUGCGAUCACCCAUGCCCUCGCCAUGCCCACACCGUGCCCCUCGCCCGCGGCACAGGGUCAUGGGUGAUGGCAUGGCUGUUCCGGUCCUCGCUGCCGUGUCCGCGCGUACCUCUGUCGCUCUGUCACGCGCUCAUUCCCCGUGCUGCUUCGCUGGCGCAGAGGAAUGCUGCGCUGGAGUUAUCUGUUAGAGGGCCCUAUUGCGCUGUUAUCCUCUGGGUCUUUGCCAAUCUCGAAGCAUCAUCCAUCGGCUUUGCCACGGCAUCAACCCUCGCUGCCUCCCUCGUCGGCUCGUUCGUCGCAGCAGCCGGGGCAGCUGCGCUUGGAGCUUCGGCCGGACCUGUAUCAGCCGCGGCAGCUGCCGGAGCUGCAGCCUCGGGAGCCCUGGGCGCCCAGGCCUCUACCGGGGAAGGUGCACCUGGGGAAUCAGCAGCCGCCAUGGCUUCUUCUCCUCGCACCGGUCGAUAUUUCUUUGAGGAGCUGCUCAAGAAUGAAGCGUUUCACACCACGCGAGUUGCAGAUCUAGCCGGCUCGUUCCGCUGGUCGCCCUUUGUGUAUCUCAAGCCGUCCGACACGCUUCUCACGCUCUUCCUCCUCAUGUCCAAGUAUGCCAUCCGCUCCGUGCCAGUGCUGCUGCCCGGCCCUGAGUCGGCGAUAUCGACGGUGAUCACCCAGUCUGCUGCAGUGGGCUUCCUGUGCGAGUGUGACGGCAUGCCUUGGUUUAAUUCCAUCGCUGACUGCUCGCUGGCUGAGCUGGGACUGCCGCUGAUGCAACCUGAAGAGCUUGUCAAGGUUGAAGAUGAUGCAGCAGUCACAGAACCCUUCCGGCUGAUGAUGGAGCACGACAUAGGAGGAGUGCCCGUGGUGGCCAAGGGAACCAGCCGCCUCGUCGCCAACAUCAGUGCGCGCGACAUUCUGCACCUCGUGGGCACACCGGAGAUUUUCAAGCGUCGUCAAGAGCAGUCCUUCACAGUGCGUGAUUUUAUAGAAGCAGCGAAUGAACCAAUCUCGUCAGCAACAGAAGUCAUUUGGCCGAGUGAGGUUGGUUGGAGAGGAGUGAGGUUGGGUGGAGAGGAGAAAUUGGGUGGAGAGGACCGAGGAGGGGUGGAGAGGUUGAGAGGUGUGACGCAGCAGGAGGUGGUAGGGGUGGUGAAUUUACGUGACAUCAUUGGCAAGUUCGCUACUGUGCCGCCUGACGUUGCCCUGGCCGCUGGUGCUGACAUCGGCAGGGGUGGGGAGGAGUAA
Closterium sp. Yama58-4 is the source of this 3201-nucleotide messenger RNA. The record is from the annotation of a GenBank genome assembly. Lineage: Eukaryota; Viridiplantae; Streptophyta; Zygnematophyceae; Desmidiales; Closteriaceae.